Molecule: messenger RNA, 1458 nt
Organism: Durusdinium trenchii
Lineage: Eukaryota; Dinophyceae; Suessiales; Symbiodiniaceae
Source: the annotation of a GenBank genome assembly
CCUUUGCCGAAUCAUGAACAUACCGCAAUUCACUACUGCAGAUCAUCAUGGAAGGCUGUUCCACAGUUGCACGAUUGAGAGGUGACAAAGGCAUAGCCAGAAGCCCAACGCUGGAGGAGUUUUUGGAGGACGUCAGCCAGUCUUCCAGCAGUCAGCCUUCUUUGGGUUCUCAUAGGUCACCGCAUCCCGAACUUCAAAAUGGAGGACCCCCGUCAGCACGAAACACUCAAGAUAUUGGCGGCGUGGACACUUCGCUGCCACCGCCGCUUGAGUCAGCUGGGCCAUUGCAGAGGUCCGAUGCGGGGCUUGAAGGAAUCCAAGUGUCAACGCGCAAUGCCACCGCAAAGAAGAAUCAAGGCUCAGAGAUGUCAUCCCCAACCAGGUCCACUGGAUCGCAGGUGCCUGUGCUGAAUGCCGUGGAAGCUGAGGAAAACAGCUGGUCGGAUCCAUGCCUUCUCAACGACCGUGUGGAUUUGUCUACGACUAUCGUCAACUUGGCUGAAGAGUUUCGGCGUGUGAGUUUCGGCCACCAUGAGGCAUCAUCACCAAGCACUAUCAAUUGCAAAAGAGAAGCCAGGCCUGCAGUUCCGCGACAACAGGAAGAACCCAAGGCCGUCAAUUCAGAGCCAGGGUCAAACCAAUGUGAUUCUGCGGAGGGCUCAAAAGCGGCGUCCCUCCGGACCAGUUCGCCAUUCUUGGGUGAGCCAGUUGCGCGAAAGGACAAGGAUGGAACCAUCGAGGAACGUGUGGGAGCUUUGGCCACUGCGCUUCGCAAUGUCUUCGCAUCAGAGGACUUUGCACCGCUCGGACCGGCCAAAACAUGGCCGAAGAUGAUAGCAGAGGUGCUUACGACGGCUCAGUGGCAGGGCAGGCCAAACUGCAUGGAGGUCGAGCCUGCAGCCAUAGCCAUGGCGGAGCAGCUGCUCAAGUUACAAGGCAAGCCAUGCAACACGGCUUCGCAAUCUGAAGAGGGGCUGCGGGUGAAAGGCCCGAUUCGUGAAGCCUUGGCUGAACAACUGCAAUGGGAAGAAAAGUUGGAGAAGGAGUUGCACAUGGUUCGGCUGCACCAACAACGUUUGGCUAAAGAAAUUGCCUGUGCAAAAGCACGCCGCCAGCAAAUGGAGAAGGAACACAUUGACUUUGUGCCGUUUGCAGCACAGGAGUUGGAGCAGGCCAUGAAGCAGAUGGAGCAAAACCGACGAGCACCUGAAAGCCUCAGGCGGCUUGUUGCUUCCACUGGGGCGAGGACUCCUCCGCAGCGUCGUAAGACCGUCAAGAACAGGACGACUGCCAGACUCCCGCAAGAGACUUUCGGACGCGUUGUUGUGUGACAAUCGGAAAGAGAUCGUGCGAGUGAAGACGGUGCCAAAGCGCCCCUCAGUGGCCAUGAUAGACUGAUGCCGAUCAUGGCCACAAAGUGUAGGACGAUGCCAAGCAGGUCAGGGAAUUCAGGUUCUC